Messenger RNA from Sorghum bicolor (sorghum), 934 nucleotides. RefSeq names its product glycine-rich RNA-binding protein 2, mitochondrial. Lineage: Eukaryota; Viridiplantae; Streptophyta; Magnoliopsida; Poales; Poaceae. The coding region runs from base 202 to 645 and encodes 147 amino acids. The record is from RefSeq and is a predicted model, not a curated record. The transcript has 5 exons. Gene Ontology annotation, molecular function: RNA binding.
UUUUGUGCCGAGCUGGCAGGCACAUCGCCGUCCUUCCAAUCCAAAGCCCAAAGCCGCGAGAGGCAAGGGCGCAACAAAACCCUAGCCGCCUUCCCCCGUCCUUUCUUAAACCCCAAGCCGCGCCGCAUUCACUCGCCCCCCCGUUCCGCCGCCUCUCUCUCUCUCCUACCGCAUAUCCCCCCUCAGGUUUAGUGUUAAAAAAUGGCGGCCUUCAACAAGCUUGGCAGCCUUCUAAGGCACAGUGCUCUGGCGAGCGGUGUCGCUGCUAGCUCGUCUCCUGCUGUGUUCAAUGCUGCUCGGCUCAUGUCCACCAAGCUAUUCGUUGGUGGUCUUUCAUGGGGUGUUGAUGACAUGAAACUGAGAGAGGCGUUUAGUGGCUUUGGAGAUGUUACUGAAGCGCGAGUGAUCACGGACAGGGACACUGGGAAGUCAAGAGGAUUUGGCUUUGUUAACUACACCAGCAGUGAUGCUGCCAAUGCAGCUAUAUCUGGAAUGGAUGGCAAGGAAAUUGAUGGGCGGCCGGUACGUGUCAACAUUGCUAACGACAGACCUGCAGGGAACCGCGGUGGAGGUGGCUAUGGCGGUGGUGGUUUCGGAGGUGGUGGCUAUGGUGGUGGCAACCAAAGCUAUGGUGGUGGCUAUUAAGCUCAUUAACAGUCAAGAUAUUUGAAAUAAUGAACUUUAGGACCUGGCAUGGGGCUUAUGUGAAGCCUUUCAUAUUUUGAUAUUUGUGUUAUGUUGAACUGUUGGAACUCCUAGAUUCAUAGACUGUGCCGCAGAGUAUUACCUAUUGGUUUUGGUUGCUUCGUUAAGUGCAAAUGCAAGUCGCAUGUAUUUCUGUUGAGUGGAUACAUAAUUUGCACACAUUACCUUAGCUGCCUGUACUUUGCAAUGUGUACAUGAGUAUUACAUUAAGUAUUUGCGGUUUGGAAUU